AUGCCCAUUCCGACGCGUUCAUCAUCCCUGCGCGAACCUCGUAAACAGACUAUAGCUCGCCCGACACAAAACAAAUCGAUAUCGACGGAUAAAAUAUCCGAGCCUCUGCCGCGAUCGAUCGUCGAGUCUGGAGAACAGGGAGCGGGCCCGACUACGACCGAAGCGACAAACAGUACGGGUUACAGCCUCGAGAAGGGCACCGAUAAGGAUGGUUAUGGUGGCAGGAGGAAGAGCUUUCUCCCUCAAAGGAGCUCAUCGAUCCUCAGGGUCGAUGUCCCGGCGGCCAGGAAAGUGCAGCAUGGGGGGGGAAGUGCCCUGCCGGGUACAGGAUCGGUGGAGAGCCGUCGACAAAGCCUCCUACCCAGUGCAAUCUCGACUUCAAAACUAGGGACGGCUCCCAAACUGAGAACCUCGCCGGUGAAAGGCUCUGCGCGGCUGCCGUCUCCAACUAGAACGACCAGAGCCUUGUCGCCGACCAGGAGGACCGAGAUGCCGCCUCCCCCUCUCCCUGCUGCGACGCUCGGCUCGCGAACGACGCGGUCAUCUUCCCUUCGACAACCUGUGGUUUCGGCCUCGACCAAGUCCUCUUCCGCCGCUGCUACCCUUCCGGGCCACGCGCGACACCGGAGUCACCAGAUCGUCCUCCCACCCUCGAAGAAACAUGCAGACCCGACAGUCCCUACCACGCCGGUCACCCAGCGGCCCAAGGCUUUCACGACGUACCAGCAGAGCUUCUCGCCGCGGAAACCGACGGCGACGAAGCCUCCAACGCCGACACCGUCUGUCAGCGCUUCUUCGGAGCCCGACGCAAGCCUGCUGCUCCCCGCGGCGUGGCCGGAGAUUGCCGCCCUGCAGACCGACCUGUUGCAGUUGAGCCUGUUCCAUGCGUCUGCCCUGCAGACGCAGACAGAGUGGCGCGUCACAUCCGAAGCCAGCCUGCGGAAAAAGUACGACUCGGUCGCGGGCGUCUAUCGGUCUGUGUUGGGGGCGGAGAAGAGUGCCCAGCGGAGCCUCAACCAGCAGGCACUGAGCGCGUGGCUCAGCAGCAGCAGUGGAAGCAGUAACAGCAGUGUUGUGGAACAAAUCCAACUGCUCUCCUAUGUUGUACAGGAGGUAUCCGAUCUGACGGACCGGAGAGGGGGCAGAUACACGCUGGCGGUAGCUGCAUUUGAGCAAUGGUUCCGACACCACGAGGAACUGAUCCAAGCCCGCGAAAAGAGCUCAACUGGCGAUGCGUCUAUAGCUCCUCUCUUUAUCGAGUCGAUGGGGCCUACAUGGCAAACGGAACUCGAGACCCUCGCAUCCCGUCUGGACCUGUGCUCCCGACAGAUGCAGGGUCUUGAUGUUCUGACCCAGUCGUCAGGGUGGGGGAACUCCGCCCUGGUCCGAACGGUCACGGCGAUGAACGAGACGAUCCAUUUGAUGAUUGACGAGAUCCACGCGAUACGAAGUAUCGAGGCGAAGGUGGUCGGGCGGGAGAGGGCAUGGGUGAGCCAACUGGCUGGGCGACUGGCUGCCGUGCCGGGGGAGAGAAGAACCCGCCUGGGGGUGUGGAAGAGGUGA
Messenger RNA from Penicilliopsis zonata CBS 506.65, 1563 nucleotides. RefSeq lists its product as hypothetical. The record is from RefSeq and is a predicted model, not a curated record. NCBI's taxonomy places the organism in Eukaryota, Fungi, Ascomycota, Eurotiomycetes, Eurotiales, Aspergillaceae. The transcript is spliced from 2 exons. Bases 1 to 1563 code for a protein of 520 amino acids.